UGUGAUAUUGUUUUUGUACUCGAGUACUCGACUAAAAUUGAGUUACGGAUUUGGAUUGAAGUUAAUAGUUAUAAUUUAUAAUUCAUGGUCGUGAACGACAUGAACUAAGAUAAUUAAAUUUUAUCUUGGUUCAUGGUUCGAGUAUAGAUAUACAACGAGGAUAAUUAUUAGUAAGAAUGAAAAAAAAUAUUUUCAAUAAGAUGGAAAAAAUUUUGAAGCCACUUGGGUGUGAAGUGCGUGGAGUUGACUUAAAAACUGAAAAUAGACCUGAAAUUAUCAAACAGAUACAGGAAGAUGUCACUGAACAUAGAAUCUUAAUAUUUAAAGAUCAAGGAAUUAUAAGUGGUGAUAGACACGUCGAGAUCAGUCGUUGGUUUGGAGAAUUAGAAUCUACAUUUUACAAACAUCCAAAAUCACCUCACCCUGAUGUUUUUCGAGUAUCUAAUGAUAAAAAUGAAGGAUGCACAAAUGUUGGGCGAUCUGGUUGGCACAUAGAUGGAACAUUCCAACCAGCACCAUUUAGCUAUUCUUUAUAUCAUAUGGAGUCAGUACCUAAAGAAGGACAUACAUUAUUUAUUCCACUGACCGAAUUAAUUGAAAGUUUGGAUAAAGAUACUUAUGACACUUGGAAUAAAGCUUGGAUGGUCAGUGAUAGAAGAUCAUCACCUAUCCAUCCACUGAUAUAUAGUCAUCCUCAAACAGGCAAACCGGUAUUAUGUUUUCAUUUGGGAAUGACUACUGGUUUUAUUUGGAACUAUAAACUUCCUACAGAAGCAACUGCUAGCCAUGAAGAAUACGAAACACUUUUAAAAUCAAUAGACAGUAAAAUCAAUCAAGAUAAUGGAAAGUAUAUAUAUGUACACAAGUGGGAACCUGGCGAUUUCAUUAUAUCUGACAACUUAGCUGUUGGACAUUUCGCUCAUUCAAGUACACAGGCACCCAGAAGUGAAGUUGGCCUCAGAGUACUACAUAGAACUACUGUUAAAGGAACAACUCCACCAAAGAAAUAAAAUACAUUAUUUUAUUAACAUAAUUAUUGUUGUAACUUUAAUUUUUUAAAUAUUUGUUAUGCAUUCUAUCAAAAAAUGUAUAUUUUUUAUAUAUUUUUUAUUAGGUACCUUUUUUUAUAUUAUAAUAAAACCAUUAUACUAUUUUUGCAUAAUCACCAGUGAAUAAAUCAAUGAUAAUUACCAAUACUGUGGCAAGUGGCAUUACUUAUAUUUUAGUUUGUAGGAUAUUAUUGAAAUAAACAACAAACUACAUUUAUUA
This is a messenger RNA of Metopolophium dirhodum (rose-grain aphid), 1269 nucleotides long. RefSeq names its product alpha-ketoglutarate-dependent taurine dioxygenase-like. The transcript is spliced from 6 exons. NCBI's taxonomy places the organism in Eukaryota, Metazoa, Arthropoda, Insecta, Hemiptera, Aphididae. Gene Ontology annotation, molecular function: oxidoreductase activity. Bases 177 to 1010 code for a protein of 277 amino acids. The record is from RefSeq and is a predicted model, not a curated record.